ACCGCGGCUGUCAAAUGCCGAGGACGUCGCAAAGAUGGUGAUCUUCAGUGUGUAUGUAGUCAACAAGGCUGGGGGGUUAAUUUACCAGUAUGACAACUAUGUGCCGAGAGCGGAUGCCGAAAAGACGUUUAGUUACCCUUUAGAUUUGGUGCUCAAGCAUCACGACGAGAAGGUGGUCGUGUCGUUUGGGCAGAGGGACGGAAUCAAAGUGGGUCAUGCAGUUCUGUCCAUCAAUGGGAUUGAUGUGAUGGGAAAGAGUACAGCAGAUGGGAAGGACAUUAUGGAAUAUUUGAAAGAUCCCGCCAAUUAUCCAGUGUCGAUUCGAUUCGGACGCGCCCGCCUCAGCUCCAAUGAGAAACUGAUGCUGGCAUCCAUGUUCCAUUCGUUGUUCGCUAUCGGAUCACAGCUGUCUCCCGAGGUUGGAAGUUCAGGGAUAGAAAUGCUGGAAACGGACGUGUUCAAACUCCACUGUUUUCAGACUCUUACAGGAAUAAAAUUCAUAGUGCUGGCAGACCCGCGACAAGCCGGCAUUGAUGCUCUUCUCAGGAAAAUAUACGAGAUCUAUGCAGAUUUUGCUCUAAAGAAUCCAUUCUACUCUCUGGAGAUGCCUAUCAGGUGUGAGCUGUUUGAUCAGAACUUAAAGAGUGCACUGGAGAUUGCAGAAAAGGCUGGUAACUUUGGAUCUGGAUCGUAAACAAGAAAAUAACUCAACGACAGUUAGUUUAUUUUGUUGGUUUAUAAAUUGUGGUUGUUUGCUGUGUUCCAUUGAGGAUGCAAUGACUAAACUGUACAUACAUCUUGUUUUGUAAAUACUAUUAAACUAAUAUUAUUUCAAGUGUCA
Molecule: messenger RNA, 841 nt
Organism: Phyllopteryx taeniolatus (common seadragon)
Lineage: Eukaryota; Metazoa; Chordata; Actinopteri; Syngnathiformes; Syngnathidae
Gene: trappc4
Product: trafficking protein particle complex subunit 4
Exons: 5
Coding region: 35-694 (219 amino acids)
Biological process (GO): endoplasmic reticulum to Golgi vesicle-mediated transport
Cellular component (GO): TRAPP complex
Source: RefSeq, a predicted model, not a curated record